UAGUAACUGGCGACUCCCCCAGUUCCCCGUCCCUCCUCGCCUCUUCAGCGUCCUUGCUUCUGGGCUCGUCUACAACCUUCAACAUGAGCGUUAUACUUUGCACUGCGGGCUACGACCACACCAUUCGUUUUUGGGAGGCCCUGUCGGGAAUUUGCUCGCGCACUAUACAGCAUCCCGAUUCCCAAGUUAAUCGAUUAUGCAUCACCCCCGACAAACGGUACUUGGCAGCCGCCGGUCACAACAAUGUCAAGCUGUAUGACAUCAAAUCUACCAAUCCCAAUCCAGUCAUGACCUUCGACGGCCAUACAAACAACAUCACUGGCGUCGCGUUUCACUGCGAGGGGAAGUGGAUGGUUACCAGCUCGGAGGACGGUACGGUUAAAGUCUGGGAUACCCGUACAGGCAGCCUGCAGCGCAAUUACGCGCAUAAAGCUCCAGUCAACGAUGUUGUAAUCCACCCCAACCAAGGCGAACUUAUUAGUGGGGAUCGCGCUGGUAUCGUCCGGGUUUGGGACCUGGGUGAAAGCGUCUGCACCCACCAGCUAAUUCCCGAGGACGACGUUGCGGUUCACAGUGUUAGUGUCGCAAGCGAUGGGUCCUUGCUUUGCGCUGGAAACAAGAAGGGUAAUGUCUACAUCUGGCGCAUGAUUCAAGACGCCGAAAUAACGCGCAUCGUUCCGAUAUGUACCUUCCAGGCGCACAAGGACUACCUCACCCGCGUUCUUCUCUCCCCAGAUGUCAAGCAUCUCGCGACGUGCUCUGCCGACCACACGGCCAAAGUAUGGAACCUUGAUCUUGAUUACCCGCCGGCCAAGAUUGCCGCCGCCAACGCCGCCAAAGCUAAGGCCAGAGCCAUUUCUUCGCCCGAAUCGAAUGACACCCCUUCUUCCCCAGAAUCGACGCAACACGUGAACAACGCAUCUCCCAACGGCACUGACUUUGAAGCCAACCCAUUCAGUCUUUUCCAAGCAGCGACACCACCUGUCAAUAACGAACCGCAGCAGACCUUCCCUGUACAACCGGACGGACCCCCCAUGGACUCCGCAACAGGGACGCUCUUCCUAGAGACCACGCUUGCCAAUCACCAACGGUGGGUCUGGGAUUGCGCUUUCUCCGCCGACUCUGCGUAUCUCGUCACAGUAUCCAGCGAUCACUACGCCCGCUUAUGGGAGCUGGCUUCGGGCCAGAUCAUCCGUCAAUACAGUGGCCAUCACCGCGGGGCGGUAUGCGUAGCGCUGAACGAUUAUUCCGAGCCGCGUUGAGUGUUGUGUCUUCCAUCAUGAAGCUGCCUGGCGGCAGAUGUAUGCGUCUUUAACCCUUCUUUUUUCCUUCCCUUUCUUCUAAUGUUCUUGUCUAAGUAUGGUUCAGGGCUAAUGGUCAGCAUGGUGCCUGGUUUGGGGCUGGAGGCACGAAGGCGAGUCGCCUUCUGCAUUGGAGUUCAGG
Aspergillus welwitschiae is the source of this 1443-nucleotide messenger RNA. RefSeq names its product WD40 repeat domain-containing protein. Bases 84 to 1262 code for a protein of 392 amino acids. Gene Ontology annotation, biological process: regulation of actin cytoskeleton organization; TOR signaling. Gene Ontology annotation, cellular component: TORC2 complex; TORC1 complex. The transcript is spliced from 4 exons. Gene Ontology annotation, molecular function: protein binding. The record is from RefSeq and is a predicted model, not a curated record. NCBI's taxonomy places the organism in Eukaryota, Fungi, Ascomycota, Eurotiomycetes, Eurotiales, Aspergillaceae.